AUGAGCGAAACACGACUCAGCAGGGUGACAACUGAGCCUCUUGAGGCAAACUACAUCCCAAGCCUUCAUCAGGCAACUCAACAAGUGCUUUGGAUUGGAUGCUCCGAUAGCGAUCUCAGGGAAUCCUGCGUCUUCAAUCUUCUUGGCGGCGAGCUACUCGUGCUUAGAAAUAUUGGCAAUAUGAUCAUUGAUGGCGACCUGUCCUCCGAGACUGCGAUAAAACAUGCUGUCGUUGACCUCCAGGUAGCCAUUGAUCUCGAACAGCUUCAUAAUUCUUUGCGGCCAUUAUGGGUGUGGCAUCGUGAAAGCAGCUUCAAGAGAUGGGUUAAAUGGUCCGUGGUUGUGGUAAGUGACCUGUCUCUACCUAAGAUAUUCACAUGGUCACUGAUUAACGGUCAUUAUAGCAAGCUCAAUUCUCUCUAUGCUGCGCACGAAGAAGACAUCAAUAAAGCCCCGGUGAUAGAACGUGAUCGCUGUUUUGUCGAGUUAAACAUUCUUGAUCAAUUGCGUUCGUUACGCAAAUUUACUGAAGUAACCGAUGCGAUUAGGAAGAGGCACUUGCAAAUCCAUGGGCUGGUAUAUGACACAAAAGCUGACAAGGCCUAUCGGGUGUUGGAAGGUCUGCGAAACUCUCAGCAUAUGGCUUAG
Penicillium angulare is the source of this 648-nucleotide messenger RNA. RefSeq lists its product as uncharacterized. Gene Ontology annotation, molecular function: carbonate dehydratase activity; zinc ion binding. Lineage: Eukaryota; Fungi; Ascomycota; Eurotiomycetes; Eurotiales; Aspergillaceae. The transcript is spliced from 2 exons. Bases 1 to 648 code for a protein of 215 amino acids. The record is from RefSeq and is a predicted model, not a curated record. Gene Ontology annotation, biological process: cellular response to carbon dioxide; cellular response to oxidative stress. Gene Ontology annotation, cellular component: cytoplasm.